Messenger RNA from Arachis stenosperma, 4633 nucleotides. RefSeq names its product putative disease resistance protein At3g14460. Gene Ontology annotation, molecular function: ADP binding. The transcript has 7 exons. The coding region runs from base 130 to 3750 and encodes 1206 amino acids. The record is from RefSeq and is a predicted model, not a curated record. Gene Ontology annotation, biological process: defense response to other organism. NCBI's taxonomy places the organism in Eukaryota, Viridiplantae, Streptophyta, Magnoliopsida, Fabales, Fabaceae.
UGAACACAUUCGCUCUCAGUCUUACUUUACACUUUUGAGACUCAAAUUCCUGAGUUCAGUUACAAACUUGUGAGCAUUGUUACUCUCAUUCUAAUCUGCAGAAUACUCUUACUUUCCCUUGAGAUCACCAUGAACAAAGUGGGUGAAGCUUUUCUGUCUGGUUUCAUCACUGUUCUCCUGGAGAGGUUCAUUUCAGCUGAGACUUACAACUUGGUGGUGGGGAAGAAGCUUGGCCCUGAGUUGGUGAGAAGGCUGAAGACUGCUCUCUUGGCUGCUGAAGCUCUGGUUGCUGACGCUGAGCAGAAGCAGUUUGGUAACCAAUUGGUGAAGAAGUGGCUGGAUGAUCUGAGGGAUGCUGUCUACAAGGCUGAUGACUUGCUGGACCGUUUCUGCAUCAAAGCUGCAACUCAGAAGCAGGUACCAACUUUCUUGCCUAGCUUCCUCAAUUUUGAAGAAAGGAAGAUGGUCAAUGAGAUAGUAGAGGUGGUUAGAACUAUUGAAGAUCUUGAGAAAUGCAAAGAAAACCUUGGCCUUGAAAAGAUUCCCACUGGUAGCUCCUCAUGGAGAGUUCCAUCCACUUCUCUUGCAAGAGGGAAUGUGUAUGGCAGGGAGGAUGACCAGAAGGCCUUAGUCCAGAUGCUGAAUGACAACAAUGAGCAUCACUUGUCUGUGAUCUCUAUUGUUGGCAUAGGUGGGGUUGGUAAAACAACUUUAGCCCAAUGGCUGUACAACAAUGAAGAGGAGUUCAUGAAGGGAUUUGAUCUGAAGGCAUGGGUUUGUGUUUCAGAAAAUUUUGAUAUUGUUGAGAUUACAAGGAAUGUCUUGAAAGGGAUCCUUGGAGAUACUUGUAGUCUCGACGAUUUCAAUUCACUUCAACAUGCUUUGAAAGAAAAAUUGUUGAAUAAGAAGUUCUUUGUUGUCUUGGAUGAUGUUUGGAGUAAUGAUCAACAUCAAUGGAGAAAUUUUAUAACCCCUUUUCAAUACGGGGCUAAGGGAAGUACUAUUCUUCUCACUACUCGCAAGGAAAAUGUUGGUUUAGUUGCUCAAACAAAUUAUCAACCUCUCAUCCUCAACACGUUGUCAGAAGAUCAAUGUUGGUCGGUGUUUGCAUCCAGUGCAUCUUUUCCAGAAUCAAAUGGGAGCCCUGCACUUGAAGAAAUAGGCAAAAAGAUAGCUAAGAAGUGUGAUGGUCUGCCAUUAGCAGCAGAAACACUUGGUUGCCUCUGCAGAAACCAUGACGCUGAGGAGUGGGGAAAAAUAUUGAAGAGUGAUAUUUGGGAGUUUUCUAUGAAUGACAGUAAGAUAAUCCCAGCAUUAUUAAUAAGCUACUUUCAUCUACCUCCAUAUUUGAAACGUUGUUUUGUUUAUUGUUCAUUGUUUCCCAAAGAUUAUAAAUUUAAGAAAGAGGAAUUAAUCAUGUUGUGGAUGGCAGAAGAUCUAUUACGGGUAUCAAAUAGAAGAGAGACUUUAGAAGAAGUUGGUAGCAAAUAUUUUGACGAUUUAGCUUCUAGAUUAUUUUUUAAAGAGCAUCAAGAUUAUUAUGACCGUUUUGUGAUGCAUGAUCUCUUACAUGACUUGGCAAUAUUCCUUGCUGGAGAUUUCUACUGUAGAUUAGAUGAACUUGGUGAAGAAGAGGAGUUGGUGAGUUUGACUCGUCAUUUGUCAUUUGGAAAAUUGAAUCGUUCAGUCUCAAAAAAUUUUAAUUCCAUUGCUACAUUCGAAUCUUUGAGGACAUCCUUGUAUGUCAACGAUUUGUUUAGCAUGGAAAGCGUAGCAUCAAAGCUUAAAUACUUGAGAGUUUUAUCCUUUGAUGAACUUGAUGUGGUGCCUAAUUCAAUAGGAGAAUUGAUCCAUCUGCGCUACUUGGACCUCUCUCGGACUGAUAUUAAGACAUUGCCAAAGUCUUUGUGCAGCUUGUCUAAUUUGCAAACACUGAAAUUGUAUUAUUGUCGUAAGCUAGCUACGCUGCCUAGUGGUUUGCAUAAUCUUGUGGGUUUGCGGCAUCUUGAUAUUAGAGAAACUUCUUUGGAAGAAAUGCCCGGAAAAAUGAGCAAAUUGAAUCAGUUGCACGCUUUAAGUUCCUUUGUUGUUGGCAAGCACGAAGACAAUGGAAUCCAGGAGUUAGGAGGGCUGGUAAAUCUUCAUGGAUGCCUUGAGCUUAAGAAGUUGGAGAAUAUUGUUGAUGUGAAAGAAGCAAAGAGUGCAAAGAUAAUGGAUAAGAAGCAUAUUGACGAAUUAUGGUUGGAAUGGUCUUCAGGUGAUGAUUUGGUUUCAAGCACAGAAACAGAAAGAGACAUGCUGGAUAACUUGCAACCGCAGAUUGGGUUGAAAGGGUUGACAAUCAAGGGAUACAAGGGUACAAUAUUUCCAGAUUGGUUGGGGAACUGUUCCUACGAAAACAUGACACGUGUAUCUCUAAACUCUUGCAAGAAUUGCUGCAUGCUGCCUUCACUUGGACAGCUGCCAUCUCUCAAGUCCCUGCGCAUUGAAGGUUUCCAUCAGGUGAGGAGUAUUGGCGAGGAGUUUUACAAGAAUGAAGGAGAUCAUCAUUCUUCGCAUAUUGCACCGUUUCCCUCACUGGAGACUUUGGUAUUUUCUAACAUGGCAUGUUGGGAGGUGUGGCACGUAUCUGAGUCGGAAACUUUUCCUCAACUUAGGAAGCUUCAAAUAAGAAAUUGUCGAAUGUUGAAGGAAGAGAUGCGUAAUCAGGUAUUCUUCAGAAUCGUUUCUUCUUUGUCGGAUGUUUCCAAAGUUCGCAAACUACAUAUAGCCACAAACUUUAUAGUCCGGCACACCGAGGCCAUGUAUCUUGAUGGGGAUAGUUUAUCAAUUCUGGGAUGUAAAUCUGUGAUGGAGUCUGCAUUGAAGGCAAUGAUAAGCAUCAACCAUCUACGUUGCCUCCAACAAAUACACAUCUUGUGCUGUAGAAAACUAGAAUUCCCACAGCUACAGCAGCACAAGUAUGAUUUGGUAGAGCUAAUAAUACAACACAGCUGUGAUACACUGAUCUCGUUGUCGUUGGAUGUCUUUCCCAAUCUCAAGAAUCUCAAGAUAGAAAGGUGUAGGAAUCUGGAAUCAGUGUCAAUGUCAGAGGCACCACACGCUGCUCUUCAACGUCUCUCCAUUACUAACUGCAACAAAUUAGUGUCAUUAGCAGGAGAAGGACUGGCUGCACCCAACUUGACUCAUCUCAAGAUAACAGGGUGCGCAAAGUUGGAGGCAUUACCACUUGACAUGAAGAGUCUACUCCCAAGUUUACACUCUCUCCACAUAUAUGGUUGCCCAAACAUUUGCAGGUUGGCGGAGGGUGGUUUGCCGCCUAACUUGAAAUCACUUGAAGUGGGAAUUGGCGAGCAACAAAUGAGGGAUCUAUCAUGGAUGGCCAACUUGGACGCCCUCACUCAUCUUUCCAUUAAUGGUUAUUACUGCGACAACAUAAAGUCAUACCCAGAGGUGGGUUCGCUGCCUCACCUUCCCUCCCUUACCACUCUUGAGAUAUGGGAGUUUAAGAAUCUGGAGACAUUGGAGUGCAACGAGCUUCUCCGCCUCACCUCCCUUCAACAAUUGCGCAUUUUUGAAUGCAAGAAGCUGGAGAAUAUGGAAGGAGAAAAGCUGCCUCCCUCUCUCUUGCUACUCAAAAUUGACAACUGUGAUUUGCUGGGAGAACACUGCAAGAACAAACAUCAACUAAUCUGGCCCAAAAUUUCCCCCGUUCCCACCAUUGAAGUGGACUCCCAACAAAUUGUCUGAACAGAGAUUUCUGUGCAGAGAUAGUGUUCAACAUGCUAUCUGAAUUUUGAUAACAUAUUGUACCAUAUCUAUCCUUAUCAACAAGAACUAGAAGAUUUUCCCAAGGUGAACUCGAUAUAGCUAAUGUCAUUAGAAGGUCAAGUUGCGAUGAAGCCAUCAGACAACAAUUUCAUCUCUAUCAACUUCACUUAUUGUGUGUCAGGAGAAUGCCUCUGAGCUGUGCAUGAGAUACAUUGAGGAAUAAGCAGCAAUACAGAAACAUGGGAAUACCCUUGCUGUCACUUGAGCAGAGAAGGUCAAAUAUUCUGAAAAUAGAAACAGUGUCUAUUGCAGAAAAGGAGAAGGAAACUUGAAAGCUAAAAUGUUGUGGAUAGUUAGCUGCAAUGGUCAAUACAAUGCAUAUAUGAAGAGGCUUGAUUGAGUUGGAGAAUAUGGCAGGAGAAAAGUUGAUGGAUCUAGAGGUAUUGAUAUUUGAAGAGUUGCAGCAUAACCCUUUACGAAGGGGCAUCAAGAGAUAGAAACUGCUAUGCUGGAGGAUUUGCUUUCUUUCUGGAUUCAACCAUUAAAAUGUGCAUUAGGCAGCUUCUUGGCAAUUGCAACUUGGUGAGCAUGUUAAAAGGAAUGCAACAAUGUUGAACACAUCAUUGUGUAUUUAUCAAGCAGGAUCUUAUCAUAGUCCUUCAACUUUGAGGUGUGAUUGCUAUCGAGUUCUCUAGCCAAAAAGUUCGUAAACAACGGCUGUCUAUUGUAUCAUUGAUUUCACCAUUUAGUUUGUGUGUUAAUGGUCUUGUACAAGAGUUCUACAUGUAUGCUUAUUGGUGCUUGUAAGUUUUGAGACUUGUUUGUAGCUUUGAUUCGAAAAUAGUGAAUAUUUUUACCUUCC